AUGGACACAUUCGAUGACCCUGACGGGCUCGUCGACUUAAACAGAUUAGACCAUCUGGGAAACGCCCAAUUAUCUGGACCGACGCAUAAAACUCGGUCCCGACGACCCAGAAGGCCUGAUAACCCUUACGGGUCACCCGACUUUGACGGAACAGACCAUCCAGACAGGCCCAAAGAUGUAGACGUGCAUGACUACCGGGACGGGCACGACCACCCGAACGACCUCGACGACUUGGAUAGACCCUGUGACUCGGACGAGCCAGCUGACUCGGAUGCGCCCAAUGACACGGACGGGCAUGACGACCCGGACGGGCACGAUGACCCAAACGGGCUAGGCGACUCGGACAGACAUGACGACUCGGAUGAGCCCGAUGACCUCGAUGUGCCCGACGACACGGACGGGCAAGACUAA
This is a messenger RNA of Vigna unguiculata (cowpea), 411 nucleotides long. NCBI's taxonomy places the organism in Eukaryota, Viridiplantae, Streptophyta, Magnoliopsida, Fabales, Fabaceae. The record is from RefSeq and is a predicted model, not a curated record.